CAGGCGGCGAGGUUGGAUGCGGCGGCCUUGGAGCGCCGAGGGACGCGGGGAAGCAGCAGAGCCUGGUUUGAGAGCCACUCUCCCGAGUUAAUAUGCGAGGUGUGCUGGAGGUGAGGAUACACAACGCCUGCCCAGAGGAGCACUGGGAGGAACGUGGCUUGAUCUCCCUCUUGUGGAAAAUUAUUGGAACUAUAUUCUUGUGAUACUCAAGAAAAAAAAUCCAGCAUCCAUCAGGAAAUAAAUUAUGGCAGCAGUUACCAUGCCACCUGAUGCUCUUGUCAGCCCUCAAGGAAAUGAAGAGGUGGACUCUCUUAUUGUACUGCAUUAUAAUUACACAGGAAAGCUUAUUUUAAGGGAAAAGGCAACUGAUAAAAUAGACCUGCCCACUAUUUCAUUUCUGAUCCUAUGUAGUUUCAUAGUCCUGGAAAACUUGAUGGUUUUGAUUGCCAUAUGGAAAAACAAUAAAUUUCACAACCGCAUGUACUUUUUUAUUGGCAAUCUAGCUCUCUGUGAUCUUUUAGCUGGGAUUGUUUACAAAGUAAACAUUCUUAUGUCUGGGAAGAAAACUCUGAGCUUGUCCUCUACAAUCUGGUUCAUUAGGGAAGGUAGCAUGUUUGUUGCCCUGGGAGCUUCCACUUUCAGCUUGCUAGCGAUAGCUAUUGAGCGGCACUUGACCAUGAUUAAAAUGAGGCCUUACGAUGCAAAUAAAAAAUACAGGGUGUUCCUUCUCAUUGGUACGUGCUGGCUUAUUUCAAUUUCCUUGGGUGCCCUCCCCAUCCUCGGCUGGAACUGUAUAAACAAUUUACCAGAUUGCUCAACAAUUUUGCCUCUGUACUCCAAAAAUUAUGUUGUGUUCUGCAUUAGUAUCUUCAUAGCCAUUUUGGUCGCCAUUGUCAUCCUCUAUGCCCGCAUCUACAUACUGGUAAAGUCCAGCAGUCGUAAUGUCACCAACCACAAUAACUCGGAGCGGUCCAUGGCACUUCUUAGGACUGUUGUGAUCGUCGUUAGUGUCUUCAUUGCGUGCUGGUCUCCACUGUUCAUCCUGUUCCUCAUCGAUGUGGCCUGCAGAGUCAAGGAGUGCUCCAUCUUGUACAAAGCCCACUGGUUUAUUGCUCUGGCAGUCAUCAAUUCUGCAAUGAACCCCAUCAUCUACACCCUGGCCAGUAAGGAGAUGCGUCGGGCUUUCUUUCGCCUUGUGUGUGGCUGCCUGGUGAAAUCCAAGGUGGCCAGAUCUUUGCCUAUUCAACCCACUCCAGAUCACAGUCGAAGUAAAUCCAGCAGCAGCAAUACCCAGAAGCCAAAAGAAGAUUUCCCACCGAUAAAUAUUCCCUCAUGUAUUGCUGAGAAAAAUGAAUCUUCAUUUCACAAUGGAAACUUCUGUAAGUAAGGGACUACUCAAGACAAGUACUUUUCUGUGUUUUUAGGUUUAAACUACAGGUGUAGUUUAAAUAUUCAUGCACUUCAGUCACAGGGGAAAACACUAACCAUUUAUUUAACUUUGAGAACUUAUUUAUCAACAAUCAUUUGCUUUGGGUGUUCAUUCAGUAACACACCUGAUUCAGAAAAAGCCUUUCAUGCUACCCAGAGGUCAGGACAGAGUCCAUGCCCAGCUAAGAUCAUCAAGUGCCACAAUGGCAUUGCAUGCUUCAUUUGGCACCUCGUGGUCUUGCAAGACAUCAUUAAAACCUGUUAGAAACUUCAGCAUUCAACUGAAGACUGCUGACAAUUGUAACAUGAGCCCAGUUAUUGCCAGCUGGGAGAAGAAUUCAUUGCAUAAGUUGGUGAUUAUAGUUCUCUGUAUGUAUCUUGCUGUUGUGUUAAUGGCCUUAUAAGUAUGUGGUAUAAAUAGCUGUAUAUUUGUACAAUUUCUUAUUAAAAAGUCAUUGAUUGGUAAAAGUUUACAACAUGCUAAACAUUGUAUUGCAGUAUACAGUGUGACUAAUAGUACAAAUAGAUGCGUUUCAAUGGGGAUAUUUAAAAUGAAGUAGUAGCUUUUAACUGUCAGAAACUUUAACAAGUCAUAUCAAUGCAGUAUUUUUAUUUUUUCCGUUGUUAUUCAAACUUUUUGUGUUUAGUGAAGGACAACAUGGCAGUUGUCACUGUGGCAUUUCACAACAUAUUUUAAGUAAGCAGUAGUAAACCGUUGAGAGAGGAUAUAUAUUUGCUAUUUAAAGUAGAUAAAAUGUGACCCUUCAAUACAUGUGUAA
Melozone crissalis (California towhee) is the source of this 2207-nucleotide messenger RNA. It is a transcript of the gene S1PR3, whose product is annotated as sphingosine-1-phosphate receptor 3. Gene Ontology annotation, biological process: G protein-coupled receptor signaling pathway. Bases 245 to 1387 code for a protein of 380 amino acids. The record is from RefSeq and is a predicted model, not a curated record. Lineage: Eukaryota; Metazoa; Chordata; Aves; Passeriformes; Passerellidae. Gene Ontology annotation, cellular component: membrane. Gene Ontology annotation, molecular function: sphingosine-1-phosphate receptor activity. The transcript has 2 exons.